GAUACCCAAAUACGGGGCAAAUUGAAAACAUAGAUGACUUUUCUUCUUAAUUACUAUUAUAUUUCUUGGUAGAUGUGUUUUCCUCCUAGGACACCUCCACAGAGGAGAGUCAUCGAGGAGCCACCACCACUUAUACCGUUCAAUGAUGUUCCUUUUUGGGGUCAAUCUUCUGAUUUAAGCUCGCCAACGCCUAGCUACAGUUAUAGCUACGGAUUUCCGUAUGAUACACCAAUUAGUAUGGACAGUAACUACUCAACUUCACCAAAAUUCAAUUUAGAUUUUGGUAGUUUUGGCAUACACGAUAGUCAGCUAUUCACGGCACAAUCUAAUGAACAUUACGGUGAUUUCUUUGGUGAUACUGUCACUUAUGUUGACAUGUAUGUCUCUUAUCAUGGGGAGUUUGUCAAGUGGGUGUAUGGUAUAUUCCGAAUUGAAAAAAUUGACGGAUCACCCAAGUAUACAGCCAAUAGUUAAGUCAAAAGUAGAUAAAGGAUUCAUAUGGUCAAAUAGUGCUCAAGAGUCAUUUGCUACAACUUAUAGACGGAAUUUCUUUCAGAUUAGCACUAAGGUGAUACUUCAAAUGGCUGGAAAGAUAGCACAAGAGGAGGAGAGCCUUAGUAACCCUCUUGUGGCAGUAUCAGGUCAUCUCAUCCCGAUCCUUUCAUUUCAAGUAGGUUUAAACGCGAGCAUGUACGACGAAGACGCCGUUGUUGAGGAUAGCGUAAACCUUGUACAAUUCUCAUCAGCUCGCGAGAAAGGACCGAAAGUUAAACCACAAAGAGAAUCAAUAACUGCGUUAAUAAACAGCACCAGUGAUGAUGUUGAGGCUCAAGCUGUAAAAUUUGAACGUAUACAAUUCGAGCGCUCAACGAACAGGAAGAUGGAAAAAUUCCGCUUAAAUGUUACCUUAUACGCUCAACUGGAGAAUGGUGUAGAUGUUCAAGUCGCUACUGUUAAAAGCAUGCCUAUAUCUGUGCGAGGUAGAUCACCUGCGCAUUAUACUGACGAUAUGUACACUGGUAGGAGUCUACCAAGAGUCAAAUCCUCGCAGACACUUCGGAAUAAAAUGGCUAACACGAUGCGUGUGUCUAAAAGUACACCUUCAUUGUCAAACACUAAAGCAAGAGAGAAAAUGUCUACUAUGACGGUUAGCGGAUCAAGUAAACCAACACUUGAAGACCUUGCGACAGCAUGUGAGAUUGAUAUGGCUACACUUUAAAUAUUAAAAUUAACAGAAUAAGGACGAGAAUGAUUAUUGUUAUGCAAUAAGUUGAUGUAUUUGACUUGAAUUUUCUGUCUAGUUUUCCUAAAAGAGUGUUACUCCUUCCUAAGCGUAAUUGGGUAUCAUCUAGACCAAGUUCUAAGUCAUUCAAGAGCUCAUUAUGUUGACCAAGUUCUGUCGUCAUUGUGUUGCUCAAUUGGUGUUGAUUGUGUAUUGACUGUGAAAGAUUAUCUAAGUGGGUAUCUUGUUGAUCCAUCAUAUCGUCAUAGUUGAAUAGAUGUUCUUGUUGGCUAGUUGAUGGUGUUUGCUGGAUAGAUGUCGACUUUGGAAGGUGUGUGAGCGGCAUUUCUUUAGCAGGCUUAGGAGAAGGUUUAUCCUUUCCUAGUAAAUCGAGUAGAUUGAGAUAUUGGUGCUUAAAUUUGAGUGCCUGGUCACUGUCAUCGUCUGCUAAUACCUCAUAACCCUCCUUGAGCGUUUCUAAGUUGCUAUCUAAUUCGUCAUCAUCGUAUUUCAAUCCCAGUUGUAGUAUCUUCUCCCUUUCUAGUAAUUUAGAUAAUGUUGAGGUUGCAAUUAGAGAUAGUCUGUCCGUUGUAAUC
This is a messenger RNA of Wallemia mellicola CBS 633.66, 1818 nucleotides long. Its product is annotated as p53-like transcription factor. Lineage: Eukaryota; Fungi; Basidiomycota; Wallemiomycetes; Wallemiales; Wallemiaceae. The transcript has 3 exons. Gene Ontology annotation, cellular component: nuclear chromosome. Bases 392 to 1219 code for a protein of 275 amino acids. Gene Ontology annotation, biological process: positive regulation of transcription by RNA polymerase II; meiotic cell cycle. The record is from RefSeq and is a predicted model, not a curated record. Gene Ontology annotation, molecular function: DNA binding; DNA-binding transcription factor activity.